AUGUCUCAAAAGGCGGGUUCUCAACAUUACCAGGAAAAUACCUGGCCGACUGCACGGCAUCAACUCAUAUGCCGGCCUGAUGAGGAGCCUCGAGUCACUUGUUCUCACUGCCGUUUAGCUGUUGAGCACGGCAAAGAAGCAGGCGUCGUCACAUUUUGCGGGCAUAUUUUCCAUCUCGCGUGCCUCAUUGACAUCGAAGGAGGUACUGAGUCGCCUUAUACAUGCCCGGUUUGCAAAGUCCAGAACUGCCACAGUGAAUGUGGAUGUCCUGCUACGCGUGUAGAGCUCCCUUGGACCGAUACCGAAGAUCAACGGGUACCAAAGACCAAGAUGGAAGGGGCCGAACUUUCUGCGAAUUGCAAAAUGCAUUAUCUCUGGACGAUUUUGCGGGACAUGUGCAUUCAGACGCACCGAGCGUUGCACACCAACGAAAUUAUGCACGAGGACGCGCCAUUUACCAUGUAUGCGACCGACGGAAGGCAAACUUGUUGGAUGUCUCAGUUGUCGUUUUGUUUUGACUUCGAAGUAGACUUCGCCGGCCACGAUUCCAGCGAGGUUGACAUCACUUGGCCAGCACAGCAGAAAUCGGGAGGGGUGAAUCGUGCUUGGUCAGGCUUCGUGUUUGAGGACUUCAGGCCGAAGAUAAAAAUCUACACAGUGGAUAAGCGACCGGAUGUGUGUCUCGAGGCCUGUUGGACCUGCUCCAAGUUGGCAUGCCCCAAUGCCCCGGCCCGAAGGUCGUAG
Molecule: messenger RNA, 744 nt
Organism: Ilyonectria robusta
Lineage: Eukaryota; Fungi; Ascomycota; Sordariomycetes; Hypocreales; Nectriaceae
Exons: 1
Coding region: 1-744 (247 amino acids)
Source: RefSeq, a predicted model, not a curated record